Molecule: messenger RNA, 2024 nt
Organism: Rattus norvegicus (Norway rat)
Lineage: Eukaryota; Metazoa; Chordata; Mammalia; Rodentia; Muridae
Source: RefSeq, a predicted model, not a curated record
AAUCUUGGAACCUUGAAAACUAGUUUUUUUAAAAGUUUAUUUAUUUAUUUUAUGUUUAUAAGCACACUGUAGCGGUCUUCCGAAAACCCAGAAGAUGGCAUCAGAUCCCAUUUCAGGUGGUUGUGAACCAUUAUGUUGUAUCUGGGAUUUGAACUCAGGGCCUCUGGAAGAGCAGUAAGGGCUCUUUACAAUGGAAGUAUCUCACCAGCCUAAAAACUAGUUUUGAAACAUGCUCUUAGAUGAACAUUUGCAAAUCCUUCUGCUGGUCUAAGUUCUGAAUGGUGAAAAUGUUGAGAAUUAGUUAGACACAAUCAUGAGAAAAUUAACAGAUGACUGUUCAUUGCAUGAAUGAUUUAUGGACAGGGUUAUCAAAUAAAAUAGACUGAUAGAAAUUCUAGAACAAUAUUUUCAUUAGCAUUUUUUUUUUGGUUCUUUUUUUUCGGAGCUGGGGACCGAACCCAGGGCCUUGCGCUUCCUAGGCAAGUCAUUAGCAUUUUAUAUAACAAAAUGUUGUUAACUUUCAAAAAUACACUGAUAGAAAACAGAUACAAAUGUGUGCAUAUUUAUUAUUGAAAAUGUAAGCUAAUGUUUGCAUAAGAAAUGAUCAGGACUUGAUAUCAAUACUGAGCCCAUAAAACAAUGGGAAUUCACACCAUUAGAAAAUUUCACAUUUUCAAUGAGAAUACCAAAUUAUAAAACAGUUUAAAUCAUGAAUCAAAAUUUCAAAUUCCUUCCCAGGAAAUAAAACGGUACACUUCUUCACAAAGGCUUUUGCAAGAAUGCUCCAGAAUGUUGGAGAACAUUCCAUAGCUCUAGAAUGUUCCAGAAAUGUGCCCAUUGAUUUUUAAUUGUACAAAAAUAAUUAAGAUUCAGAUAGUAAUCAGUAAUCAAAGGGUCUGAGUGAUGAGCAAUUUAUCAUUGUUAAAAUAACCAGAGUCAGAUAACUUCAUUUUUUUUAUCUUGUUCCAAAUGAGAAACUUGGUCUUUAGGGACAUGAAUAUUUGUAUUUUCUGACAGCCAGCCCACAUCCACAGUGGCCAGAAAGGUCAAUUUCAUGGCUUAACUCAAGUUAAUCUCAUUAGGAAAGUAUCAGAAAGACAGAAUUGUCAUCCACAGUUGUUGUCACCUACCAGGAUAUGCUGGAAUUUCACCAUGGACAAUACAUGCCAAUCUCAGGCCAAUAAUCAAUACUAUAUAAGGUGGAGAUGGCUCUGGGUUUUUCCACCACCUGUCCUUGGUCUCCGAACUCCAUCAGAAGCAGAGAAUCCAGGCUCUAACAUGGUGAAGUUUCUGCUGAUUGUUCUUGCAUUAGGUGUAUCCUGUGCACAUCAUGAAAAUCUUGAUAUCAGUCCCUCAGAGGUUAAUGGGGACUGGCGCACCCUUUACAUAGUUGCAGAUAAUGUGGAGAAGGUAGCAGAAGGUGGAUCCCUGAGAGCUUACUUUCAGCACAUGGAAUGUGGUGAUGAAUGCCAGGAACUCAAAAUCAUAUUCAAUGUCAAGUUGGACAGUGAAUGUCAGACACACACUGUUGUGGGACAAAAACAUGAAGAUGGGCGGUACACUACUGACUACUCUGGUAGAAAUUACUUCCAUGUUUUGAAGAAGACAGAUGACAUUAUUUUCUUUCACAACGUUAAUGUCGAUGAGAGUGGAAAGGAGACAAAUGUGAUUUUAGUUGCUGGGAAAAGAGAGGACCUGAACAAAGCACAGAAGCAGGAGCUUAGGAAGCUGGCUGAGGAAUAUAAUAUUCCAAAUGAGAAUACCCAGCACUUGGUGCCCACAGACACUUGUAACCAAUAAAGACUCCAUAUGGCUUCACAAAGGACAGCAAGGUCAGCAAUAUUUCCCACAUCACCUUUUCCAUGAAAUCAGAAUCGUGACAAUGAAGAUAACUCAUCCUUUUCUUAUUUUUUCUUUUCAUCUUUCCUAUGAAGCCAGAAAAUCUGCUUCGUGGAUUUGUUUCCCACCCUCCUAUCAUGGUACUGAUUCUUCUGUUGAUAAAAUAAAUUUAUUUUUCAUGCACA